Messenger RNA from Osmerus eperlanus (European smelt), 4530 nucleotides. Its product is annotated as stonin-1. The transcript is spliced from 11 exons. Bases 401 to 4147 code for a protein of 1248 amino acids. Gene Ontology annotation, biological process: synaptic vesicle endocytosis; transcription initiation at RNA polymerase II promoter; regulation of endocytosis. Gene Ontology annotation, cellular component: synaptic vesicle; clathrin-coated vesicle; transcription factor TFIIA complex. NCBI's taxonomy places the organism in Eukaryota, Metazoa, Chordata, Actinopteri, Osmeriformes, Osmeridae. Gene Ontology annotation, molecular function: clathrin-cargo adaptor activity. The record is from RefSeq and is a predicted model, not a curated record.
UACAUCUCGUUACAACACAGAAACAAACUUUGUAAGCUGCCUUCUGGUUUUCAUCACUUCACCUCCUUAGGGAUUUUUAGUUGCAAACACGAACUCCCUCCGGCAGCUGCUCUGUCAUGCGCUGAGAGGAGGGAGGGGAUCUGUGCAUCCUCUGUACACUGCAUGUCGCACCGCUAGCCGUCCCGUUACUACAUCGGGAAGGCGGAAUAACACCGAAGCUUUCACGCUCUGCCAUUUUGAGUGAAACCGGCCGACUUAAAGGGAUUUAAACUUCGACAAAAAGGAACUCACAAUGACCUGACUUGUAAAUGUAAGUAGGCUACUGUUAAGAAGGCGGUGAGUGAUAAAGUUGUGGAAAAGGAAUUGCUGACUCGUCCCUGCUCACCAGACAGCCCUCGGCAUGUGUUCAAUGAAGAGCUCUAACUGGGUGACAUUUGAGGAUGACGGGUCACCUCCCCCGUUCCCCCAGAAGCCCUUGCAGUCGCCAGGGUCAAGAAAGGACUCGGUUCCCCGUCCGAACGGUCUGAAGCUGGUCCUCCCGCCCAUGGGAGACUCCUCUUGGAGCUUCCCCCCUCUGGAGUCUCCUGCUGGGUUCUGCAGCCUGGAGGGGGGUGCCUGCGUGCCCUGCAACACGCCGUUCAGCACACCACUCAGCACGCCGCUCAGUGGACCCGCCUCCACCCUGAGCGGCCCCUGGGAACAGAACGACUUCUUCCGUAGCUUCUCCAGCUCCUCCACGGCCACGGCCCCCUCCCCAGGCCCUGAUGCCUCCUCCCCCCCAGCCUUGCCAGAGCCUUCAGAGGGCCUCCGUCCCUUCCCCGUCUUCCAGGGUGAGCCUGGACACUUCAACCCGUUCUGGGAGGGCGCAGGGACCUGCGUUGACUCCGGAAGCUCUUCCUCAGAUUCCGAGUCUGGCUCAAGCCUUCCGCGCUUCUUCAUCAGGACCAAGGACGGCCAGGAACCCCAGAGAGACUUGCUGCAGAACUCCUACUCCUACAUCUGCCAUAAGCUGGAGGGCCUACGAGCAGAGGAGGACCACGGAGUGGUGCGAGGAGAGGUCUGCAGGUCCGGGUGCAGAGAGGAAGAGGAGGGCCGCAAGGGUCCGUCUCCCUUCAUCCCUCGGGGCCUGUUCCGCAGUCAGAGGCGGGACGGCUGGUCCCUGAUGCUGCGGAUACCAGAGAAGAAGAACCGCAUGUCAUCCCGACAGUGGGGCCCCAUCUACCUCAGGCUUCUCCCUGGUGGCGUCCUGCAGAUGUACUACGAGAAAGGCCUGGAGAAGCCCUUCAAGGAGUUCCAGCUGCUCCCCCACUGCCAGCUGUCAAAGUUGAAGCUGGAAAGUUAUGGGGAGCCCCGCAAGAUCCUCACAGUGAAGGUGGAGCAGGUGUCCUACUCCGAGAAGAAGCGCUACCACCCCAAGCUGGAGCUGAGCCAUGAGAGCGAGGCCGAGCAGCUGUUGAAGUUCGGCACCACAGACCACGCUGACAUGGAGGACCUCCUGGCUGCCAUGGAGGAGGAGCUGCUCCGGUUGCCGCCGCCGCUGCAGCGACGCCACCACGAGGAGCAGGAGCUCUCCCUGCACAUCACCGACCACGUCUGGCUGCAGCUGGACAAGGACGGGGUGCUGGUGGACCGAGCCGCCUACACUCACGUCCACUGCCUGGCCUUCCUGAACGGAGCGGGCGACUGCUUCCUGGCACUGAACGACCAUGGUCUGCUGCGCUGCGACGCCAGCUACGGCCCUGAGGAGGCAGAGGAUGCCUGGAUGGAGAUAUCCGAGUGGCACCUUCACCGGUGUGUCAGUGAGCAGGAGUUCCAGAGGACACGGCUGCUGAAGUUCUGUCCUCCGGACGGCUGCAGGGUGGAGCUGCUGCGGUACCGGACCCUGUCCCCGGCCGGAGCCGACAUGCCCUUCUCCAUCAAGGCGUCGGUCACCGUGCAGGGAGCCUAUGUGGAGCUGCAGGCCUUCCUCAACAUGGCAUCCUCCUGGCCGGCCGACGGGCCUCCGUUUUGCGAGGACGUCCAGGUGCGUGUGCCAGUGCCGCCAGAGUGGGUCAAGGUGUCACGAACGGUGGCGCUGCUGAGACAGAAGUCCCUGAAGGCCCGUAUGAACCGGAACGCCUGUCUGGGCUCAGUGAGCACCGCAGACUCUCAGCCGGUCAUUCAGGUGACGGUUGGCACGGUAAAGUACGAGAACGUCUACUCGGCCAUCGUCUGGAGGAUCGACAGGCUGCCUGUUAAGAACAUGGCGGUGGAGCACCCACACUCCCUUUCCUGCCGGCUGGAGCUGGGCUCGGACCAGGACGUGCCCAGAGAUUGGUACCCCUACGCCUCCAUAGAGUACCAGGCGGCCGGGGCCCUGGCAUCCCAGACCAGGGUGCGCUCGCUGGGCAUCGAGAGUGACAUCCAGCCCCACAAACACCUGAUCAGUAGGACUCACUGUCACUGUCAGCCUAAACUCUACCUCUCCGUCAUUGACGACGUGAUUGAGAGUAUGCGGGAGAUUAUGGGAGACGAGGGGCUGGAGGACCGCGUCCUGGCGGACUUAAGACAGCUUUGGGAGUCUAAAGUCAUGCAGUCUAAUGCGGUGGAGGGAUUUAAGGACACCCUCACCUCGUCUAACUUCCUGCUGCAGCUUCCAUCCGGCUAUGGCCAGGCUGCUUCCAAACCUGCAGCCUCCAUCGUCAUCCCUUCAGGUCAGUGUGUCGGGAGUUUCACCACCAAGAGCAACCCGGGCACCAUGGCAACCUUCUCCCUCCCUCCAGGGGUGAGGUACCCCGUCCAGAUACCUGCAGGUGUCACCCUCCAGACCGCCUCCGGUCAGCUGUACAAGGUGAACGUCCCGGUGAUGGUGACCCAGGCCCCCGGGGGGCCCCCUGCCCGGCCCCCCCAGAGUGUUGUGGUGAGGAAGGAAGUGCCUCGGCCCCCGUCCCAGGCCCCCCUCCCCCCUGCCCUCCGUCCCUCACUGCCCAGCAGAGCUGUGCCUCGGGGUCCUGAGGUGGAGCUCUGCUGGGCCGCAGGGCACAACACCCAGCCACCACACAGGGGGGCCCUCUCCCAGCCUCAGACCCAAGGGGCCCUCUCCCAGCCUCAGACCCAGACCCAGGGGGCCCUCUCCAAGCCUACACACAGGGGGGCCCUCUCCCAGCCUACACACAGGGGGGCCCUCUCCCAGCCUCAGACCCAGACCCAGGGGGCCCUCUCCCAGCCUCAGACCCAGGGGGCCCUCUCCCAGCCUACACACAGGGGGGCCCUCUCCCAGCCUCAGACCCAGACCCAGGGGGCCCUCUCCCAGCCUCAGACCCAGGGGGCCCUCUCCCAGCCUCAGACCCAGUGGGCCCUCUCCCAGCCCCAGGCCCCCCACCUGCCCCAGGCCCAGCCCCUGGUCCCCCUCUCCCCUCCCCAGUACCAGGCCCAGGCUCCAAAUGAGGAUUCCUCAGACAGCCCCUUCGAUGGAGAAUUCACCCUGGAGGGGAUAGAGUUCAGCCCCCAGCCUGUAGAUAUGUCUAUGUCCUCCUGCCUCUCUGGCCAGCUGGCUGAUUACCAGGGGUCAGAGUUCAGCAGCAUCAUGGAGGAGGUGGAGCAGAUGGUGAAGGAGGAGGAUGGUGCUGCCAGGGCAGGAGGGCUGAGUGAUGUGGAGGGGCUCCCUCACCACCCUGCCAAGUUGGAUGUGUUGAGAGACUACAACUACAGCGACCUGUCAGACCUGGUCCAGCUGGAUGGCUCUGCAGACCUGUCAGACCUGGAGGAGGGGGAGGGGGAGAGAGGGAAGCUUGAGGAGGAUAGAGGGGUGAAGCUGGAAGAAGAGGAGGAGGGUAGAGAGGUGAUGGGAGAGAAUGAGUACCUGGGAAUAAUCAAUGCAGAAGCCCUGAAAGCUCUACAUGAGGCGGAGGGGAGCAGUGAUGACGACACCUCCCACUGUGACAGCGAUGGACUGGAGCUGGAGGAGGAGGACCCUCUGAACUCUGGAGAUGAUGUCAGUGAGCAGGACAUCCCCGACCUGUUUGACACCGACAAUGUCAUCGUGUGCCAGUAUGACAAAAUCCACCGCAGUAAGAAUCGCUGGAAGUUCUACUUGAAGGAUGGGGUGAUGUGCUACAGAGGGAGGGACUACGUGUUCUCCAAGGCUGUGGGGGAGGCAGAAUGGUGAGGGGAAAGGGGUGUGCUGGGAGAGGAGCCCUUCUUAAAUGAGGCCUUAAGUCUGUAUUAAGUAAUGAAUGUUGCCAUGGUUACCAUGUUCAUCGAAUGUGGUAACCAAUGAGAAUGUGAAUGAUUGGAUAUAGAGUAUGAUCCAGUUAGCCAGCACUGUGAAGUAGCUUUUGUAAAUGGUAUUUAUGUUUUCAGUUGUACAUUUAUUAAUCGUAUUUUCAUUUGUUAUGAAAAUCCUGUAAUGGUGCCUCUAUCAGAGUAAUUUAAGAUUUAGUUUUGCGAUGUUGCAAACAUUUUGUUUUAAGGUGCCAGUUUUGUUUGUGUCCUGGUGAUGCAGUAUCCUCCAUGUGACUGCUCUGCCCGCAUUAAAUAUCAAGUAUCUCA